UUGAUGCAGCAAUCGAAGAAAUAUGUGAGAAAGCUGAGGCUGCAGAGAGAGAUCAGCAAAUGAUAUCAGUGGAAAAAAAAGCCAGUGCAGAGAAAGAGAAAAAGCAAGUGGAGGAUAUUAGAGCCAAGGCUUUGGAGAAAGUUGGAGAAACAAGAAAAAGAGUGGUUGGUGAUGAGGUUAGUGAAGAGCCCGAGAAAAAGGAGAAAAGAACAAGGAGAUCUGGAGCAGAGACCAUGGUAUAUCUGAGGGAGAAGUCAGAAAAAGAAUUCAAAAUCAGGCAAGAAGAGCUAGAACUUAAAAAGGAGCAGUGUUCCCAAGCAAAGCGGCAAGAGGAAAUGACACAGCAACUGAUCCAUCAACAGGAGCAGCAGCGAACAAUGUUUGCUAACCUCCAGCAGCAGCAACAUCAACAGCUUCAACAGCUAAGCCAGAUGCAAAUUGCUAUAAUGCAGGAACAACAACAACAGAACCAGGCACUAGAGGCUGUGCUGCAAGAGCUUGCCAAGAAGCAGUAGACAGAAUAAAAACGUGUUAAGUUUAGUUUAAGUUGAUAUACUAUGUAUUUGUUGUAGUUCAAUUUCAUCCUUGUUUCAAUUUGUCUUUUUCUUUGUUUUACACUCAUUUUCAUGUUACGAUACACAAUAUUGAUUCAA
This is a messenger RNA of Stylophora pistillata, 653 nucleotides long. RefSeq lists its product as uncharacterized. The record is from RefSeq and is a predicted model, not a curated record. Lineage: Eukaryota; Metazoa; Cnidaria; Anthozoa; Scleractinia; Pocilloporidae.